Molecule: messenger RNA, 1269 nt
Organism: Puccinia triticina
Lineage: Eukaryota; Fungi; Basidiomycota; Pucciniomycetes; Pucciniales; Pucciniaceae
Exons: 13
Coding region: 1-1269 (422 amino acids)
Biological process (GO): proteolysis
Molecular function (GO): aspartic-type endopeptidase activity
Source: RefSeq, a predicted model, not a curated record
AUGUGUGCAACUAUCAGUGUCUUCGCAAUAUCGAUUUUACUCCUAAUUUUCAGUGACUCCCGCGCCAUCAAAGCAGACGUAAAUGAUGUUCACCCACUUCGCAUCCCUUUGGAAAAGAAAUUGUUCGUUAGAGGUGGCGAUGGGGUCUUUAAUAUGACUGCAGCUCAAUUAUCACAUGAUCAUACGCUUAGAAAAUAUCAGGGCUCUUGUGAAAAAUACAAACACGCUCGAAGCUUUUGGUCUAACCGAAGUAGCCUGUCUAAAUCGUCGAAGUCAAAUCGUCAGCACAGGCGUCAGAUCGAAAGGUUAACUAAUCAAGGCAAUCAGAUGUGGACUGGUCUCGUUAAAAUUGGAACCCCAAGUCAAACCUUCAGCAUAGAUUUCGACACGGGGUCAGGAGAUUUUUGGGUUCCGUCAAUUGAUUGCAAAGAUCAUCCAUGCGGCUCGAAGAAUAGCUAUAAUGCAUCGGCAAGCAGUACCUCUACACAACUUUCCGACUCGUUUAAGGUUAAUUAUGGGGACGGAUCAAGUACAUCUGGAAAUCAGUACAGAGACUCGGUCAAGUUAGCGGGAAUUACCAUCAUGAACCAGACCUUCGCCGGUGUAUCGAAAAUGAGUGACUCAUUUCAGCAAGAUCCAACUGAUGGGAUAUUGGGUCUCGCCUAUCCCGCAAUAUCACAUUUAAAGUCACCUUCGUUCAUCGAAAAUGCUUUUCAUCAGGGUUUGAUACCGUCCCAGACGUUUUCAUUCAAACUAGCCAACGAAGGUGGCGAGUUAUACUUGGGUGGAGUAAAUCCAUCCAGGUUUAUUGGGCAAUUGGAAUCGCAUCCAGUCAUUCGAAAGGCGUAUUGGCAGAUUGGUAACGGAAGUGUCGAUGUCAAUGGCAUCAACAUAAGUAAAAACGCCCAGAUGAUUAUUGAUAGUGGCACAACAAUCAUAUAUGGACCAAAACUGGACGUAGAGAAGCUGUACUCUUCGGUCAGCGGAGCGGAAAAAUACGAGAAGAGGGAUGGGCUUUGGAAGUUCCCUUGCACAAGCGCACCAUCGGUAUCCUUUAGCUGGAACGGUGGAAGCCAAUGGGCAAUAGACCCAAAGAGAAUUUCUCUAGGUAAAGUAGAGGUCAACUCAGCCGAGUGUAUCGGCGCUAUCUCCAGUCAAGCUGUUGGCUUGAAUGAUUCAUGGCUACUCGGUGAUACGUUCAUGUCUAAUGUUUACAGCGUCUUUGACCCUGUCGACGGUGGCACAGUUGCAUUCGCCAAACCGACAUAG